Pseudomassariella vexata is the source of this 1425-nucleotide messenger RNA. Its product is annotated as eukaryotic and archaeal DNA primase small subunit. Lineage: Eukaryota; Fungi; Ascomycota; Sordariomycetes; Amphisphaeriales; Pseudomassariaceae. Gene Ontology annotation, biological process: DNA replication, synthesis of primer. The coding region runs from base 1 to 1425 and encodes 474 amino acids. The transcript is spliced from 3 exons. Gene Ontology annotation, cellular component: alpha DNA polymerase:primase complex. The record is from RefSeq and is a predicted model, not a curated record.
AUGGCCGAGCCAGUUGCUCUGCCUACGACUACAGACUGUGUCAACGGCGAGGAAAAGAAAGAAGUCAAGCUCGAGGACCUCUUUGGAGAUGUCGACUCAGACGACGAGUUCCCCAGCUUGCGACCGAAACAACAAACCCCACAGAGCAGCUCCUCCGAUGCGCCGUCUUCACCAACAGAAAUUGGUCCUAUAGGAAAGGCGUCAGAUCCCGAAGUAUUGCGCAUGUUCUACCAGCGCCUCUUUCCCUGGCGACACCUAUUCCAGUGGCUGAACCAUGCCCCGACACCUACCAACGACUUCGCCCACCGCGAGUUCGCCCUUACACUAAGAAGUGACGCGUACUUGCGAUACCGAUCCUUCCCAACCUCCGACCUCCUGCGAAAAGAAAUAUUGCAGCUUCUCCCGGUCCGUUUCGAAAUCGGGCCUGUCUACACAACCAACCCGCGCGACCGAAAGCAGAUGAAGAACAGCUCCGCCUUCAAGCCUCUGGCCAAGGAGCUGUGCUUCGAUAUUGAUUUGACAGAUUAUGACGAUAUCCGAACGUGCUGUGAUCAGGCAAAUAUCUGUAUCAAAUGCUGGAGUUUCAUGACGAUGGCUAUCAAGGUUAUCGACGUGGCGCUACGAGAAGACUUUGGGUUCAAGCAUAUCAUGUGGGUAUACUCCGGACGACGAGGUGCACACGCGUGGGUCUGUGACAAGAAGACGCGGGCGAUGGAUGAUCAAAAGAGGCGGGCGAUUGCUGGGUAUCUUGAGGUGGUGCGAGGAGGUGCACAAGGUGGAAAGAAGGUCAACGUUAGGAGGCCGUUGCACCCACAUCUAAGUCGCUCCCUCGAUAUCUUAGCCCCUCAUUUCCAGAGCGACAUUCUCUCUAUCCAAGAUCCCUGGGCUCUUGACGACCGCUCCGAACAUCUACUCUCCCUCCUCCCCGAUUCCGGUCUCAAUGCAUCACUUCGCGCAAAAUGGAACUCUUCCCCUGGCCGCGCAUCGGCUCAGAAAUGGGCCGACAUCGAUGCCCUCGCUAAGUCAGGAGCAUCCAAAUCCCUAGACGCCAAGGCUCUGCUUGAAGCCAAGCAAGAUAUCGUACUCGAGUACACCUACCCUCGUCUCGAUAUUGAAGUCUCCAAGAAGCUCAACCAUUUGCUCAAAAGUCCCUUUGUGGUUCACCCGGGGACGGGAAGGGUCUGUGUGCCCAUUGAUACGCGAAAACUGGAGAAUUUCGACCCAUUGGCUGUGCCCACCGUCCAACAGCUGCUGAGUGAGAUCGAUGAGUGGAAGGGAGAGGAAGGAAAGGGAAUGCAGGAUUGGGAGAAGACGUCGCUGAAGCCAUAUGUUGAUUACUUCCGUACUUUCGUGCUGGCUUUGAUGAAGGAUGAGAAGGAUCCGAGAGUGAAGAGGGAGCGGGAUGAAGACUCGAUGGAGUUUUAG